GGGAGGGCGCAGCGGAGCCGCCGCGUUUCGCCGCUCGGCGCUGCCAUUACGGCUCGGCUCGGCUCGGCACGGCACGAUCUUAAAAGAAAAAUUAACAUAUACCUAAAUGUGCUGCUUAGAUUUCAGCUAUUCGGCGAUUUAACUCUGUUGUCAAUCAGACACAGACUGCUCUGGGUGCAGGUGGGUUUGUUCAGACACUGCCGCUGCCCACAGCGAGCAGGACUUGUGCCGAGAGGAGGAGGGGAACUCUGCAAGGCAGGUGAGGCUGGGUGGUGAAGAGCAGCAUGGACCUGGAUGUGCUGAACAUGUUUGUCAUCGCCGGUGGCACCCUGGCUAUCCCCAUCCUGGCCUUCGUGGCCUCGUUCCUCCUGUGGCCCUCAGCACUUAUCCGCAUCUACUACUGGUACUGGCGCCGAGCCUUGGGCAUGCAGGUUAGAUAUGCAAACUACGAUGACUAUCAGUUUUGUUAUUCCUAUAGAGGAAGACCUGGAUACCGACCAUCCAUCCUGAUGCUACAUGGGUUCUCGGCCCACAAAGACAUGUGGCUGUCCAUAGUCAAGUUCCUGCCGAAGAACCUGCACUUGGUGUGUGUGGACAUGCCCGGGCACGAGGGCACAACCCGCUCAGACUUGGACGAUUACUCCAUCAGUGGGCAAGCUAAGAGAAUACACCAGUUCGUGGAGUGCAUCAGGCUAAACAGAAGGCCCUUUCAUCUGGUUGGCACUUCCAUGGGGGGAAAUGUUGCCGGCGUCUAUGCUGCUCAGUACCCAGAAGACAUUUGCAGCCUGACCCUAAUCUGUCCUGCAGGCCUGCCAAGUACCACCGACAGCAAGUUCAUUAAGCAGCUCCGGGAGCUGCAGGAGUCCAAACGCAUUGACAGGAUCCCUUUAAUCCCCUCAACGCCCGAGGAGAUGGCGGAUAUGCUGAAGCUUUGCUCCUACGUUCGCUUCAAGGUGCCACAGCAGAUCCUCCAGGGCCUCGUUGAUGUUCGCAUUCCACACAAUGAAUUUUACCGGAAACUGUUUUUAGAAAUUGCGGAUGAAAAGUCCAGGCACUCUCUCCAUGAGAACAUGAGCAAGAUCAAAGCACCAACGCAGGUCAUCUGGGGAAAGCAGGACCAGGUCCUGGAUGUUUCUGGCGCCAGUGUUUUAGCAGAUGCAAUCCCGGACUGCCACGUGUACAUCCUGGAGAACUGUGGGCACUCAGUGGUGGUGGAGCGUCCCCGCAAGACGGCCAACCUCAUCCUGGAGUUCCUGGCGCUGCUGCACAGCAUAGACAACAACAAGAAGCAGGCGUGAGCAUGGCAGGGAGCUGAGUGCCCAUGCCGGGUCUGUUAAAUUGUAGAGUACUGCAGAUUUGAUAAGUUCUCAGGGAUCUUGUACAAAUCGGAGUCAAUGUGCCAAAGUCCCUGAGGAAGGCAGAAUCACUGAUACCUAAACCUAUAGCACCACUGGCACAGUGACCUAGGGGUCAUUGAGCAACCUCCAUAGAUACAGAAAUGGAAGCAGAGUAUUUCCCUUUUCUACUUAAAGUAGAAAUGAGCUGAAAUCACCCAGCGCUCCUCACACAGCCGCCCAUCUUACCCGGGUUACCAGCACGUAGUUAUCCAUGACAUUUACCUAAACUAUACAUGAAGUGUAGGAAGGAGGGAGCAUCCUGGACUGAGACUUACAGUAUUUCUACUCCUUAGAGUCCGUCGUGUUGCAUGCUGCUGUGCUGUAAGAGAGCCCCCCAGUGCUCCAGGCGUCUGCUUGAGUGCUCUCUGUGUAGCUCCUUAACUCGUGAUUUAUGCAGAAAACAACAGAAAACUUCACGUGUGGAAGUCCAAUGACUGUAUGUGCAAAAAUGUUUACACUCCGAGUGGGUUUUUCUAAAUCCCUGAAUAGCUCCUGUGUACAUGUAAAUGCCUUAAUGUUGCCCAGGGUGCGGCAUCCGCGCACAGCCCGCCUUGCCCAGGGAUGGUUCUCCCUGAGGAUGAACAUAGCCAGUGGAAAUGGAGGUGCAGAAGGCAGCUUUGCCACCGCUGUGUGAACCAGAGGAAUGGAAACAGCCCGGGGUGAUUCAGUCACUGGGCCCGAGUCAGCAAUAAGCCCAUGGGCGAAUUCUUGUCUGAGUUCCUCUAUCACAUCGUGCUGCUGAACACCUUGAUGUAAAUAACGAUUUUCUUUAUGAAUUCUGUGAAUUCUGCAAAAGCCAAUGUCACCAAGAGAGGUGUGAGGGGUGGGAGCGGGCUGCGUGUGUGGCUGCUGCAGGGGAUGUGGGCUCCUGGGCUCGCUGGGCAGCGAGGACGGAGUCAGCUCGCCCCCGAGGUGCUGGGUAGUGGUUUGGAAAGGUACAGUGUGCUUUUGAUGAUUAUGACUCCUGAUCAAGUGAAAUUAUAGGUAGAAACGGGCAACUCUCCAGGUGCGGUCCCUCCUGCCUACCACAGGACAGGGCACUGGUCCCGGCUGCAGGCAGGACCGGUGGGUGCUGGAGGGCAAGGCAGUGCGUGGUGCCCUCAAAGGCAAAGCAGCAGGUGGCUGUCACCCCUGGGUCACCCCCAGCCCUCCUGGGGGGUUGACAGCAGGUGCUGCUCUAGCCCCCCCCAGACUGGGAACGCAGGCUUGCGGUGCUGACAGCCAUCUGCGCGACGGCUUCCCGAGGUACCCCCAUCUGUACAUACAUCUGAAACUCCUCGCCAGCUUCUCUGCUCUUUUUAAGAGAAGAAACACUGUUCUUUUAGAAAAUUAGAAAUUUGCUGUUAAUUGCUUGGUUAUUGUUUCUACUACAGGAGUUGAUUUAAAAAAAAAAAAAAUUGAUGAUAGUUUUAUGUGGUGAAAGCCAGAAAAACCUGUUGGGUAUCUAUAUGGUUUCUCAUGCCACAGAUUGCUGUAUGCAAAGGAUUUAUAUGGCUAUUAAAAUCUAGUGAUUUAAGGA
This is a messenger RNA of Pseudopipra pipra, 2916 nucleotides long. It is a transcript of the gene ABHD6, whose product is annotated as abhydrolase domain containing 6, acylglycerol lipase. Bases 285 to 1298 code for a protein of 337 amino acids. Gene Ontology annotation, cellular component: mitochondrion. The transcript is spliced from 11 exons. Gene Ontology annotation, biological process: acylglycerol catabolic process. Lineage: Eukaryota; Metazoa; Chordata; Aves; Passeriformes; Pipridae. The record is from RefSeq and is a predicted model, not a curated record. Gene Ontology annotation, molecular function: monoacylglycerol lipase activity.